GGACCUGAUUUACAAGAAAAUGGCUGACAAAGAUAAAGAUGAUCAGGAAAAAACCAUCGCCGAAGAUUUGGUCGUCACCAAAUAUAAAAUGGCUGGAGAUAUUGCAAAUCGUGUGAUCCAAGGAGUUAUUGCCAAGUGUGUGGUGGGAGCCUCUGUUCGGGAGCUUUGCUCACUUGGAGAUAAAUUGCUUCUUGAAGAAACAGUAAAGGUUUUCAAAAAGGAGAAAGAUUUGAAAAAGGGCAUUGCCUUCCCAACAUGCCUUUCUGUCAACAACUGUGUUUGUCAUUUCUCUCCCUUGGCCAGUGACACAGAUGUGGAACUUAAGGAUGGAGAUGUGGUUAAAAUUGAUUUAGGUGCUCACGUUGAUGGCUUCAUAGCCUCAGUGGCUCAUACAGUUAUUGUUGGUAGUACUUCAUCCACCAAAAUUACUGGACGUAAAGCUGAUGUUCUCCUGGCCGCCCACUAUGCAUCUGAAGCAGCUCUUAGGUUAAUGAAACCUGGUACAGAGAAUCAAGCAGUCACAAAUGUAGUCCAGACCGUCGCCGAGAGUUACAAGUGCAAACCUAUCGAGGGAAUGCUCAGCCAUCAAUUGAAGCAGUUUGAGAUCGACGGUGAAAAGUCGAUCAUUCAGAAUCCCAACGAAAUCCAGCGCAAAGAACACGAAAAGACAACUUUCGAGUUGCACGAAGUCUACGCCAUUGAUGUUUUGGUCAGCUCCGGGGAAGGAGUGGCUAAAGAGAUGGAUACCCGAACGACGGUGUUCAAAAAAACCAACGAGACGUACAUGUUGAAGAUGAAGGCCUCUCGUGCGCUUUUCACGGAAGUCAACUCUAAGUGUGGUACGAUGCCUUUCUCCCUUCGUAACCUGGAAGAUGAGAAAAAGGCUCGCAUGGGAGUCCUCGAGUGCGUCUCUCACAAGUUGCUAGAACCCUUCCACGUCCUUUACGAGAAACCGAAUGAGAUCGUGGCUCAGUUCAAGUUUACGGUCUUGUUGAUGCCCAACGGCCCGCAGAAGAUCACUGGUAUCUCUCUUGACCCUACGGCUUUCCAAACGGAAAACAGCAUCACCGACGAGGAAAUCAAGAAACUAAUAACCUCCUCCACUCGUAGCAAGCCUAACAAGAAGAAGAAGACUGCAACAGCUGAAGUGAAAAAGGAAGCAGCACCUGUAACAGCCAAUUAAAACCUACCGCAACUCGUGUUAGUUAUACGCCCAACCCUUAACUCGACCUGGAACUCUCAUUAAAGAAAAAAAAAUUGAAAAUACUUUCGAUCGCGGGUAUUAUAUCUUUCGUGAACUUAAAAAUGCGUUACUUGCGUUCGUUCUCGAUCGACAAAAUCCGGACCGUUGGUUCGCGAAACUCGUGGGGACAAUUAAAAAGAAACCCGAUUUAGUUUCUUUGCUUAUUCGAUCCGUCGUCCAUCGCCAUCCCUCUCUUCGAUUAAUGCUUGUGUUGUUGUUACAAUGAUCCUAUUGUAUCUUUAUUGGGGACGGUUCUUCUGUUAACACGAGUAUCUAAGGGAAUCGAUUCCAGGUUUUAAAAAAUUGUCAUGUAUCAGACUUACAAAUUCGUAAAACGGCGUUGAAGAGAAUGAGGGUUGGAAUACGUAUAAACAAUACACGAUGUGGGAGAAUUCAUCAAA
Molecule: messenger RNA, 1644 nt
Organism: Daphnia carinata
Lineage: Eukaryota; Metazoa; Arthropoda; Branchiopoda; Diplostraca; Daphniidae
Product: proliferation-associated protein 2G4-like
Exons: 7
Coding region: 20-1183 (387 amino acids)
Source: RefSeq, a predicted model, not a curated record